AUGUACACCCCAAGGGGAGAUACCCUCAGCAGCAGCAGCAGCAGCAGCAGCAGCAGCAGCAUUAUCGGCAGCAGCUUCAUGAUGGACAGCAGCAUCAGCAGCAGCAGCAGCAGCAUCAGCAGCAGCAGCAGCAGCAGCAGCAGCAGCAGCAGCAACAUAAAAGCACUGGAGCAGCAGCUGCAGCUGCUGGCUUCUUUGCUUGAGGAGGUGACGCAGGAGACAGCAGCAGAAGCAGAGGCCUUGCUGCAGCAGCAGCAGCAGCAGCAGCAGCAGCAGCAGCAGGAAGAAGAGAAGGAAAGAGCACCUCCCUAUACGAGGAAGCCCCCCUACAGCAGCAGCAGCAGCAAUAGCAGCAGCAGCAGCAACAGCAGCAGCAGCAGCAGCAACAGCAGCAGCAGUAGCAGCAGCAGCAGCAGCAGCAGCAGCAGCAGCAGCAGCAAGGUAAUCUUAGAAUUAGAGAAGGAAGUAGCAGCAGCAGCAGCAAUGGCUGCAGCAGCAAUGGUUGAGGAUCCUGCUGCUGCUGCUGAAGACUCCAUACAGCCGACAGACAAAAACACAGCAGCAGCAGCAGCUGCUGCUGCUGCUGCUGCUGCUGCAGCAAAUAACAGCAGCAGCAACAGCAGCAGCUGCAGCAGAGCCCUUCAUGUGCAGCAGCUGCAGCAGCUAUAG
This is a messenger RNA of Eimeria mitis, 669 nucleotides long. RefSeq lists its product as uncharacterized. Bases 1 to 669 code for a protein of 222 amino acids. The transcript has 4 exons. The record is from RefSeq and is a predicted model, not a curated record. NCBI's taxonomy places the organism in Eukaryota, Apicomplexa, Conoidasida, Eucoccidiorida, Eimeriidae.